Papaver somniferum (opium poppy) is the source of this 991-nucleotide messenger RNA. Its product is annotated as endochitinase EP3-like. Lineage: Eukaryota; Viridiplantae; Streptophyta; Magnoliopsida; Ranunculales; Papaveraceae. The transcript has 2 exons. Bases 215 to 892 code for a protein of 225 amino acids. Gene Ontology annotation, molecular function: chitinase activity. The record is from RefSeq and is a predicted model, not a curated record. Gene Ontology annotation, biological process: chitin catabolic process; carbohydrate metabolic process; cell wall macromolecule catabolic process.
UCAAAACCUUCAACUACAAAUCUUAUCUCAUUAAUUCGUAUUGGCUAUUUACCAAAUUCUCCAAAAGAAAAAAAAAAUGGCAGACCUUACUGUCAUUAAAUUUGUUACACUAGCGAGCUUACUGAUGGGAUUGUUGUUCGGCUCUGUCAUGGGUCAGAAUUGAAGUUGUGCACCAAACUUAUGUUGCAGCCAGUUUGGAUACUGUGGUAGUGACAUGGCUUAUUGUGGUCGUAACUGUCGUUCAGGGCCUUGUUUCGGAAGCAACCCUAGCCCUGGCGGUGGUUCGGUUGCGAAUAUCGUAACAGAUGGGUUUUUCAAUGGAAUUAUUGACCAGGCUGCUGAUAAUUGUGCUGGGAAGAAUUUCUAUACACGUAAUGCAUUUCUUGAAGCAGUUAAAUCGUACCCUAGUUUCGCAUCUGGGAGUCAAGAGGCUGCAAAACGUGAAGUUGCUGCAUUCUUUGCUCAAGUAACUCAUGAAACUGGAUAUUUCUGUUACAAAGAAGAAAUUAACGGUGCAAGCGGGAACUUUUGUGAUAAAAACAGCCCAGGAAAUCCAUGUAAUCCAGGCAAGCAGUACUUUGGCCGGGGACCGAUGCAAUUGACGUGGAAUUUCAACUAUGGACCUGCUGGAAGAAGCAUUGGUUUUGAUGGACUUAACGCACCUGAAACUGUAUCUAAUGACCCAAUCAUCUCGUUCAAGACGGCUUUAUGGUUUUGGACAAACAACGUCCAUCCAGUCAUCAACCAAGGAUUUGGUGCUACAACCCGUGCCAUUAAUGGUGCUUUGGAAUGCAAUGGUAGAAACCCUGGUACAGUUCAGACUAGGGAAAAUUACUAUAUCAGUUAUUGCAAUCAACUAGGUGUUUCACCGGGAGGCAACCUAUUGUGCUAAGAGAUUGUCAGUGACGGUAAAACUACAAAAAUGUAAUCUUUGAUUUGGUUUAAAUAAAGGGAAGAGUAAGAUAAAGACAGAAUAGUGUCUUGGUCGGUU